Lasiosphaeria miniovina is the source of this 1668-nucleotide messenger RNA. Its product is annotated as tRNA-guanine(15) transglycosylase-like protein. The record is from RefSeq and is a predicted model, not a curated record. NCBI's taxonomy places the organism in Eukaryota, Fungi, Ascomycota, Sordariomycetes, Sordariales, Lasiosphaeriaceae. Gene Ontology annotation, molecular function: tRNA-guanosine(34) queuine transglycosylase activity. The transcript has 2 exons. The coding region runs from base 1 to 1668 and encodes 555 amino acids.
AUGACAGGCGACGACAAGCAGAACCCACAGCCACAAGCAGCAGCAGCACCCAUGAAGUUUGAUGUGCUCAAAGCCGCCAUAAGAGACGCGCCCACCGCGGCGCGGCUGGGCCGCCUGGCCAUCGCCGCCCGCCGCACCGUCGACACGCCAAACUACUUUGCUAUUACGUCGCGCGGUGUCGUGCCUCAUGUGACGCCCGACAACCUGGCCAAGCACCUGUCUGACGUCGGCGGGGCCUACAUGGCUCUGGAGGACUUCAUUGAGCGGCCCCAGCAGUACCUGAAGCGGCCGGCGCCCAUAUUGCAGACCCCGUCUUUAGAAUUCCCAUACUCGCCGGCCCUGGGCCCGCGGCCUCCGCUGCACAGCUUCACGGCCAUGCCGCCGUCGGUCAUCACGGUGCUGGCGGCGCGGCGGCUGCCGGCCGUGCCCGCGCCUAUGGGCAACACCAACAGUUCCGUGUCCGUGUUUACGUCGACGGGCUUCCAGGUCCUGACCACGCGCGAGUACGCCGAUGCCGUGUCGGCGCUGCGGCCCGACAUUGCCGUGCCCAUGGCCGACCUGACCGACAAGGCCCUGACGCCCACGUCGAAGCGCGCCACGCGCAUGGCCGAGCGCACCGACGACUGGGUCAAGGAGUGGUUCGCCCAGCUCGACGCCAGCAACAGCAGCGGCCACACCGGCGUCGCCACCUUCGCGCCCGUCCUGCCCGUCGGCUUCCCUAUGCAGUGGGAGUACCUCGAGCGGCUCUCCGAGGACUACGUUUCUGCGUCUACCACCAACCAGAAAGAAGAGGAAGGCGAGACGACGCGGAAAAACCACCUCGCCGGGCUCGCGCUGUACGACGCCGACGUGAUCCCCGACCUCGAGGACGCAUACCCGAACCUGACGCCGCUGCCGCGGCUGUCGCUCGCCAACCCGACCACUCCGCACCACGUGCUGCGGCAGAUCGCGCUGGGCGUCGACGUGUUCGCGCUGCCCUUUAUCAACACCGUGUCCGACGCCGGCGUAGCGCUAACCUUUACCUUCCCGCCGCCACCACCCAGCAGUGACCCCUCAGUCUCCCGACUACCCAUCCUCCCGCUGGGCAUCGACAUGUCGUCCCCAACCGCAGGGCUGGCCACGGACACGGGGCCGCUGCUGGCGGGGUGCGCGUGCUACGCGUGCGCGCGGCACCACCGCGCGUACGUGCACCACCUGCUCGCGGCGCGCGAGAUGCUGGGCUGGACGCUGCUGCAGGCGCACAACCACGGCGUGGCGUCGGCCUUUUUCGCCGGCGUGCGCGCCGCCCUGCGUGCAGGGCCCGCCGCCUACGACGCCGCCUGCCGCACCUUCGCCGCCGUCUACGAGCCCGAGUUCCCCGCCGGCACCGGCGAGCGGCCCCGCGCGCGCGGGUAUCAGUACGCCGGCGGCGCCGGCGAGCCCAAGCGCAAUAAGCCCGCGUGGGGCAAGCUCGGCGGUCCCGAGGACGAUGUUGCUGCAGUAGAGCAGAAGAAGCCGCGGGGAGGAAAAACAAAGAACAGUAACGGCGCUAUUGGUACGGGGAAUGCGGGUGCGGAUAUUGUGGAUGGCAGUUUAGCGGCAGCCGUAGAGGCGGUAGAUCUGCAAGAGGCAGGGGCUGUUCCAGAGGCUCAGAUGGACGGCACAGCCAGUGCGCAAGCAUUAAUAUAG